Molecule: messenger RNA, 1913 nt
Organism: Suhomyces tanzawaensis NRRL Y-17324
Lineage: Eukaryota; Fungi; Ascomycota; Pichiomycetes; Serinales; Debaryomycetaceae
Gene: TRP3
Product: bifunctional anthranilate synthase/indole-3-glycerol-phosphate synthase
Exons: 1
Coding region: 231-1745 (504 amino acids)
Biological process (GO): L-tryptophan biosynthetic process
Cellular component (GO): cytosol
Molecular function (GO): indole-3-glycerol-phosphate synthase activity
Source: RefSeq, a predicted model, not a curated record
CUCAUUAUUAAUUUAUUUUAAAUCAAAAUUUAUUCUAUCACCUUAGAACCAAUGGCCAAAGAUUCGUCAGAUUACAAUGCCAACAAUCUAUCGACCCCCUCUCCAUCUCCUAACGCCAUUCAUACUUCACCCAUGACACUCACCGAUUCGCACCCACUACUGUGCAGGACCGAUGAGUCAACCAUAUAAUCGUCCUCGCCAUAAUACCUUCACCACUACCACUCUCCGCCAUGGCCACCAAGAAGCAUGUGCUUAUGAUCGAUAACUACGACUCGUUCACCUGGAACCUCUACCAGUACCUCCACCAGUCGCCUUUGUGUGGAAAGGUCGACGUGUACCGGAACGACGAAAUAGACAUCGACACCAUUGAAAAUGUCAUCAAACCCGACGUGCUCUUCAUUUCCCCAGGCCCAGGCCACCCUGAGAGCGACUCGGGAGUGUCAAGAGCCGCCAUCGACCACUUCAAGGGCAAACUCCCUAUUUUUGGCGUGUGUAUGGGCUUGCAGUGCAUCUUUGAAGUGUUUGGCGGCAAAGUUCUGUUUGCAGGCGAAAUCGUCCACGGAAAGACCACUCUCAUCAAGCACGACGGCAAGGGUAUGUUCGCCAACGUGCCGCAGUCUGUGGCCGUGACUCGUUACCACUCGUUAGCGGGCAGUUUCCUGACACUUCCCCCAGACUUGGAAGUGACUGCCACCACCGAAACGUCGCCAGAAAUUAUCAUGGGAGUCAGACACAAGAAGUACGCCAUCGAAGGUGUGCAGUUCCACCCAGAGUCUAUCUUGACGGAGUCGGGCCAGAUGAUGGUCGACAACUUGUUGGCAGUCAAUGGAGCAUACUGGGACGUAGAAGUGACUGCACCCGCCAAAAAGGAAAACAUCUUGACCAAGAUCUACAACCAGCGCCGUAAGGACUACGAGGCCAUUGAGGCGUUGCCAGGCAAGUCGUUCGAACUGUUGGAAGUGACCCACUCGUUGGGAGUGGCUCCUCCAUUGAUCAACUUCUACGACAGAUUGACCAGCACCAGCGCCAGUGGCAGCACUAUCAUCUUGUCGGAGUUCAAGAGAGCGUCGCCUUCCAAGGGGGACAUCAACAUCCAAGCUCAUCCCGUCAAGCAAGCAUUGACCUACGCCUCGCACGGAUGCUCCACCAUCUCGGUAUUGACCGAGCCUACCUGGUUCAAAGGCUCGUUGGAAGACAUGGCGUUGAUCCGGAAGGUAGUAGAUCUCCCCACAACUGACGGAUACUCCAGACCUGCCAUUUUGAGAAAGGAGUUCAUUUUCUCCAAGUACCAGAUCUUGGAGGCCAGAUUGGCUGGUGCUGACACCGUGUUGUUGAUCGUCAAGAUGCUCGACAACUUUGAUCUUCUCCAGGAGUUGUACCAGUACUCGCUCUCCUUGGGCAUGGUACCAUUGGUGGAAGUCAAUGAUGCGCCAGAAUUGGACCAGGCGUUGAAAUUGUCCUACAAUGGCGACAAUCUGGAGCCUCUCGUCAUUGGAGUCAACAACAGAAACUUGACCACCUUUGACGUGGACUUGAACACCACCAGCUCCUUGGUGGACCAAGCCAAGAACUCGCCCAGAAAGGGCAAUGUGUUGGUGUUGGCAUUGUCGGGGAUCACCUCGGUGGAAGACGUCAAGAACUACAAGAAGCAGAAUAUCGACGGGUUCUUGAUUGGAGAGAGCUUGAUGAGAGCAGAGGAGAAGGGCCAGGCUGGCCAAUUUCUCCAUGAGUUGUGCAACUGCUAGAGGGAAAUAUAGACAUGAAUAAAUAUUGGCAAACGUGCCGCACGAAUGUGAUACAAGUAGUACCAGUACAUUGGAUUAGAGGUCAUGGAAGGCAACCAGAUUAGAAGUCAGAGAGAGGAAUUCCAUUGGUUAAAAAUCAGAGAAAGACCAUUUAAUUAGCACCCAAAG